AGUCUCAAUUGUUCAUUAUGGCUGCCAUCGAUGGUGUGAAACAAGUUGCCAUUGUCGUCUUUGCGUUUUGUGUCAUGAUUCAACACACUACAUGCUUUUGCAAUGUGACCUGUUCCACAGACUUCAUCUCCUCGUUAAACUGCUCCUGUUCAGAUCCAGGGCCUGCAUCCUCCUACAUAGUGGAGGCUGAAUGCUGGGAUGACUAUGAGCUUGUGAAAGGAAGCUGUGAAAUUCAACCUCCACAGCAAUGGUGCCAAAUGGAGCCAGAGAAUUUUACGUUUAUAGUUGCCUUUGACACGUACUGCACAGCGAGGGCAAAAAACAUAAAUGAACAAAACAUGGCGUCGAACGAUUCAACAAACCUGACAUUGUACAAUCACAUCAGGCCUCUGCCCCCCUUCAACAUGCAGGUUGUGGAGGCUGAGGACAGCUACAACAUAUCGUGGGAAAUGUCUUACACAGAGACAGAGAACAUUCACUUGAGCUCCAUCUUAAUGUACAGAGUGCGGAUAAGAACACAGGAUCCGCUCGUGGAUCCUGUGUAUCAAAAUAUAAAUGAGGACAGGUGGUACCUGGUGAUUCCGUACAACUCCUUACAGGAGGGGAGGGAGUAUAUGGCAGAUGUCCAGGCCACUGUAAAUCCCUCCAAGUUCCAAUCCUACUGGAGCGAGUGGAGUCCUGUCAUAAAAUGGAAAACCAAGCGUCAAGGCUUCAGAGCAUACAUACCUUACGUCCUACUGCUGCUGGGUGCUGUGGCUUUUGGGGUCCUGUAUUUCUGUAAAAGAAGAGGGUGGCUGAAAAAGAUGCACAUGUGGCGCUACGUCCCCAGCCCAGAGGACUUCUUUAAGCCCCUGUACCAGACAUACGAGGGAGACUUCAAGAAAUGGGUGGGUCCCACUUUUGCCUACAGCGAGUUUGACUUCCUGGAGAAGAGCAUGGUCGUCCAAGUGGUGAAUGAGAGGCAGGUGGAGGGGCUGGAGAAGCAGUGCGAGGGGCACAGAGAGGACAGCGGGAGCGGGGACAGCAGCUCCUGUGUCAGCCCGCCCACACAUGGUGUCCCCAAGCACAGCAUCCUGGGGGGCCUCGUUCAUUCCGAGGGACACAUCUCCAUCGACACCGUGACCGUGUCGGGUGAGGACAGCAAUGGCUCUGGAAGCUCCCAGGACCCAUACAGGGGCUCACGUGAUGGGCCAGACUUUCCUGGCUACCCUGGAGACAGCCUGGGCUCUGUGUGGCAGGGAGACAUCGCACUGGACGAGGGGAAUGAGGGUGACCAGACCAUCUCUGGCGGGUUUGAGGCCGGGCGGGCUGAGAUGGAGACCUCGGAGGACCUGCCCAUUCAGCCAGGCUCCUACAGAAUGGAGUGGCAGCUUGUCGCCGGGGACAACGAGCUGGAGCAGAUCUCCCUGGAUUCCUUCUGCUCCACAGAGCGCUCGGAGGACGGCUACCCACGCGUGGGGCUGGACCUGGACACCAUCGACAGCGGCUUUCUGGAGUCGGACUGCAGCAGCCCAGUGGGCUCAGACUUUGAUGGGAGGGAGCAGAUGCACUCUGCUGUACUGGGCGGGGCAGGAAUCUCCCACACCAACUACGUCAAACAAUGGGUAGCGUACACUUCAGAGCCAGGAGCAAAAGCAGACACUAAGAGCUGA
Messenger RNA from Megalops cyprinoides (Indo-Pacific tarpon), 1652 nucleotides. RefSeq names its product interleukin 21 receptor, tandem duplicate 1 (gene il21r.1). Lineage: Eukaryota; Metazoa; Chordata; Actinopteri; Elopiformes; Megalopidae. The record is from RefSeq and is a predicted model, not a curated record. The transcript has 8 exons. Gene Ontology annotation, cellular component: external side of plasma membrane. Gene Ontology annotation, biological process: immunoglobulin mediated immune response; cytokine-mediated signaling pathway. The coding region runs from base 18 to 1652 and encodes 544 amino acids. Gene Ontology annotation, molecular function: protein binding; cytokine receptor activity.